AUGCAAUAUUGCUUUACUGAAAGCAAAGCAUUGAAGCCCAUAUGUCUUAUUUGCUCCACUAUGAUUACCGUCACCAAAAAAUAUAAUUUAGAACGGCAUUUUAAACAAAAUCAUUCAAGUAUUAAUAAAAACUACCCGGAAGGAAGUUCUCUAAGAGCUGAGUUUAUAAAGAAGAAAAAAAAAGAAAUAUUUGCCAAAAAUAAAAAGCCUUUUUCUGAUGGGGAAAUUAUUAAAGAGGCUUUAUCAAUUUUUUCUAAUAACUGUAAUGAUAAAAAUAUAAAAACUAAAGCAGACGGUAUUUCACUUUCGAGAAAUACUGUAACAAGACGAGUAGAGGAGAUGUCAAACGAUAUUAGCAACCAAAUAACACAAACCGUAACGAAAUAUUUAUUAGAGCUCAGCCAGUUGGAAACUACAAGUACCAGAAGAGACAUAUUUAUGAAAAUCAAGAAAUGUGUCGACAGAAAAGGUAUAGCGUGGGAAAAAAUUAAUUCUGUUUGUACUGAUGGAGCACCCGCUAUGAGGGGAAAAAUAAAUGGUUGUGUGGCCUUGUUAAAACAGUUCUUAGGCCGGGAAUUAUUUUCAUAUCAUUGUAUCAUCCAUCAGGAAGCUUUAUGUGCCAAAGAUAUGAAGUUUAAUGAUGUUAUUGAUCCUGUAGUACGCUGUAUUAAUUAUAUCCGAGCCAAAGCUCUUCAUCGAAGACAAUUCAGGGUUUUAUUUGAAGAAGAAAUCAAUGAAUUCGGUGAGUUACAUUUGUAUUGUGCUCUCCGCUGGUUAUCUAAGGGUGAAAUGCUGAAACAUUUUUUUCAUUUGCGGAGAGAGGUCUUGCAAUUUUUAGUAGAAAAGCAGGCAAUGCCUGAUGAGCGAGAUUUACUUGAAAGUGAAUCAUGGUUAUGCGAUCUUGCGUUUUUAAUAGAUAUUACACAGCACCUCAACAUACUUAACCGGAAGCUGCAAGGAAAGGACUGUUCGUUACCAAUAAUGUUCAAUUUGGUUUAUGGAUUUAAAGCGAAACUCUCCCUUUUUUUGACAAAUUUGACUAGAAAUAAUAUCGAUCAUUUUCCUACGCUUGUAGAUAUAAGAGGAAAACUAGAAAAUACUUCACCUGACAUCUCGAAAUAUCAAACACAAAUUCAAUUAUUGUUGCAGUCUUUUGAGAACAGAUUUCAGGAUUUUGAGAAGGACAAAAAUAAUAUUUUGUUUUUCAUGAACCCAUUUUCAAUCACUUUUAGUGAAAUACAAAAAUAUUCAUGCAAUAUCCAGUUGGAAAUCACAGAAAUUCAAAACCACGUUUCCUUGAAGCAGAUAUUUACCGAAAUUGUAUUAUCACAACCACAACUGCAGUCUUCAGAAAAUUUAUUAAAAUUUUGGAAAUUAGUACCAAAAGAAGACUUUCCUGCAACGUGUGAUCUUGCCUUGCAGAUUUCAAGCAGAUUUGGAUCAACAUAUAUUUGCGAAAAAACUUUUUCUACUCUAACCUAUGUCAAAAAUAAAUAUCGUAGUUCGUUAACUGCGCCUCAUAUUUCAGAUUUGAUGUUGUUAUCAACAUCAGAUUUAUCACCAGAUAUUGAAAAAUUAUUAGCUAAUAAGUCUCUUCAUAGGUCUCACUGAUGUUUUUUUUUAAAUAUUAUUAAAAAUUAAAACAUGUGAAAUUUAAAA
Messenger RNA from Sipha flava (yellow sugarcane aphid), 1659 nucleotides. Its product is annotated as general transcription factor II-I repeat domain-containing protein 2-like. Gene Ontology annotation, molecular function: protein dimerization activity. The record is from RefSeq and is a predicted model, not a curated record. The coding region runs from base 1 to 1611 and encodes 536 amino acids. Lineage: Eukaryota; Metazoa; Arthropoda; Insecta; Hemiptera; Aphididae. The transcript is spliced from 3 exons.